ACGAGGGAUUAAAGCUCCAAACCAUAUAUAACUCGCACGCAAUCUCUAGGGUUUUUGCUGAGCGCCUUUCGUUGCAACGAAGUACAACAGUUUCCUACUUCUGUCCUCCAUUGCUCAGCAGCUCCGCCACCAUGGCCGUCGGGAAGAACAAGAGGAUUUCAAAGGGGAAAAAGGGAGGCAAGAAGAAAGCGGCUGACCCGUUUGCAAAGAAGGAUUGGUAUGAUAUCAAAGCGCCGUCAGUGUUCAACACCAGGAACGUCGGCAAAACCCUAGUUACUCGUACUCAGGGUACCAAGAUUGCUUCAGAAGGACUCAAGCAUCGUGUGUUCGAGGUGUCUUUGGCUGAUCUUCAAGGUGAUGAGGACCACGCCUUCAGAAAGAUCCGGUUGAGAGCUGAGGAUGUUCAGGGAAAGAAUGUUCUCACAAACUUUUGGGGCAUGGACUUCACCACUGAUAAAUUGAGAUCACUUGUCAGAAAAUGGCAAUCACUGAUUGAGGCUCAUGUAGAUGUCAAGACAACUGACAACUAUACUUUGAGGAUGUUCUGCAUUGCAUUCACCAAGAAGCGGGUAAACCAGCAGAAGAGGACAUGUUAUGCACAGUCAAGCCAGAUUCGUCAAAUCCGGAGAAAGAUGCGGGAGAUCAUGGUUAACCAAGCACAAUCCUGUGAUCUCAAGGAUUUGGUUCAGAAAUUCAUCCCUGAGUCAAUUGGAAAAGAGAUUGAGAAGGCUACAUCAAGCAUCUACCCUCUGCAGAAUGUUUUUAUCAGGAAGGUUAAGAUCUUGAAGGCUCCCAAAUUCGAUCUGGGCAAGUUGAUGGAGGUUCAUGGUGAUUACAGUGAAGAUGUUGGUGUGAAGUUGGACAGGCCAGCCGAAGAGCCAGCAGCCGAGGCAACUGAAGUUGUUGGGGCCUAGAUGGAUGGAUACAUGUUAAAAUUCUAUCAUAUCUUCUCUUUUUCUCCGGUCUGUUUGUUUAGUCUUAUUACCUUGAAAGAGACAGAGACAGGAAUGCAAUAUGUAGUUGAUUUUGGAGCCAUUUAGGAAGAGAUUUUGUUUUUAAGAGAAGUUGAAAAUGGCCUUUCUAGAGAACCAUUGAACAUGGCUUUCUUAUUACAUUUUACAUUGGUUUUGAAGUUCCUUCGAGAUCUUACCUGCAAUACUGUUUAGUUGCAGAUUUUUCCUGAAAUAAUGUUCAUCUACCAUGUUGGCCGUUUGGAACUCAA
This is a messenger RNA of Sesamum indicum (sesame), 1222 nucleotides long. RefSeq names its product small ribosomal subunit protein eS1. Gene Ontology annotation, cellular component: ribosome. NCBI's taxonomy places the organism in Eukaryota, Viridiplantae, Streptophyta, Magnoliopsida, Lamiales, Pedaliaceae. The record is from RefSeq and is a predicted model, not a curated record. Gene Ontology annotation, biological process: translation. Gene Ontology annotation, molecular function: structural constituent of ribosome.